Microdochium trichocladiopsis is the source of this 2122-nucleotide messenger RNA. Its product is annotated as putative camp-mediated signaling protein SOK1. The record is from RefSeq and is a predicted model, not a curated record. The transcript is spliced from 2 exons. The coding region runs from base 134 to 2032 and encodes 632 amino acids. NCBI's taxonomy places the organism in Eukaryota, Fungi, Ascomycota, Sordariomycetes, Xylariales, Microdochiaceae.
AACACGACGGGGCACCAUAAUCACCGGUCUGUCGAUCGAUCCGUGCCAGUGUAUAGCGCAUUUCACCAGAGAGCACGCCUUGGCUCCAGCGAACCAAGACUUCUCUCCAGUCGCUCUUAUCUUACUUCUCAUAAUGGACGGACACGGAGUAGGCGGGCGGCGCGAGUCCGUAUCGCAGCAGCAGAAUUACCGUGACGAGCAAUCUAUGCAGACCACCACAGAACAGCAGCCUUCUAGCACCGAGGCCAAGGCUCCGUCUCGCAUCAGUCAACCAAAAGUCAUCCCAGCCGUUUCUGGGACAAGCACGCCUGUCGAGAUCGGAAGCCCUUCGCCUGCUACCACACUAUCGUCCCGACCUGGACCGUCAAGUCAAAAAUCAGACUACUUCUCGAGUCGGAGGAAGCUCGAACCUCCCGUCACAAGAGCCACACUGAGCGAGCUGGAUGUCCACAAGAUCGUUCACAAUCCGAAGCUCCACCACGACAUCAACUUUGACCCCGAACUGCAUUUCCGUCCCAAUCUUGACGGCGAGAAGGGCCAGAAGAAGCAGGCGAGAGCACAGCAGUUUUGGCAGUCUCUGGCUUCCCAGCUCAGGAUGUUCAUGACUGAUCGUGACAGCUUCAUGAGCCUGUAUGGGCAAGGCCAGGAGUGGUGCUUGCCGAUGUUGCUCUCCUCAGUAAAAGACAUCAUCAACACUCUUGUGCCACACAAGGAUCGCGAGCAGCUGGCCGAAGGCCUCAACGUACCACACAUCAUGCAGCAGUUUGCGCACGGCAUGGCCGACCUGGAGAAGUUGGCGUCAUGGCUCUCGGGCGUUCUCAAGUCUCACUGUGCGCCUAUGAGGGACGAGUGGGUAGACGAGAUGUACACCCAGCUCACCAACGGCAACCGGAACAACGAUAUCGACGAGCUUGUCAAGGGGAUGCGCAGUCUGCUGAGCGUUCUCGAAGCUAUGAAGCUCGAUGUUGCCAACCACCAGAUCCGUUGCCUCCGCCCUGUCCUGAUCGAGGAGACAGUGGCAUUCGAGGACCGCUUCUUCCGGAAAAAGCUGCGUGAGGGCAAGUUCGACGCCACAGCUGCCAAGGACUGGUACACCCGGAUGAGCGAGCGGACUGAUCAGCACCACCAGGGCUCUGCACAGGCCUUUGGUGACAUGGCCAUCUUCUUUGAGUCGAUCGUUGAGUUGAUCAUGCCUUCCAGAUCCGAGGCGUUCCCCAACACAUUCCUCUUUGAUGAAGAGCGGAUGUCAAAGCUUCGCUCCGACAUGCUUGACGCCAUCAACCUGGAACUCUGCAUGCGCCUCUACGACAAGCUUGACCGGGCAUCGCCUACAUUUGAGCCCACUGCCACGACAGGGGCGGCCUUACCCCUGGACCUGGUCAUGGACGAUGACUCGGACUGCCAGUCAACUUCAUCCGCACGGUCGAGCAUGGUGUUCAGCUCUGCCGGCUCUCCGCAUGCCAGCCCUCGCUCCUCGCUCGUCUGCCCGACAAGACCCGCAUCAACGCGGCCUCAAGAUCGCAAGGUGAAGAGCCAGGAGCUGUACGCCUCGUUGGUGUCCCUGCUCCAGUCCUGCCCUGCCACGAGUCAACCGGCCCAGCGCUGGCAAGCCAUGAAGGACUCUCUUGCUUUGCAGAUCUUCCGCUUCUCGGAUGCUCCUACCAGUGACCUCAUGAUGUUUGAGGACAUGCUCGACCUCCAUCUCAGCGAGACAGCCUCGGAACUAUUCCAAGAAGUCGAGAAAGACUUCCGUCGCCGCCUUGUGGUCGAGUUGCAACAGCGCGUCAAGACCUUCAAGAACCUCGGUGCCGUCUCCCUAUUCUCGGUAGCCACGGGUGGUCGCCUGCCGUCAAGCGGCCGUGCGUCUACUGGACCGUCUGACGCGUCCAUUCGGGGCCGCGCCCGCAAUCCCAGCGACGAUGGGAGUGUCGCAGACAUGGCCACUCGCCUCGCACACCUUGGUCUUCUCCACUGGCGUGUAUGGGGCCCUCUCGUCUACUGUGACGAGGACACUGACGUCGAGAUGUCGUGAAGACGAUCUCUCUCAGUCAAUUUUUGGCGCUUUACAACGUUGCCACUCUAUCAUUUUAAUACGCCACUAGCGUCAUUCGCAAGCCAUCAA